AGUUCACCAAUUCGAUCACAUCUCAUCGCGUGCAUGGGGGAAUUCGGAGGUACUUUUAUGUUCCUCUUCUUCGCAUUUAUGCUUCAUAUUACCGCCACCGCACAAUCCGAUCCGACGAAACCUCCAGACACCAUCACAGUGUUAACUAUUGCUUUCGCAUACGCAUUCUUUUACGGACUAUGGCUGCUCAUCAACGCUCUCAUCUUGCAAGGCAUCAACGGUGGCAUGUUCAACCCUGCCGUAACUCUUGGACUUACCUUUUCCGGAGUGUUGUCCAGCACCAGAGCAGCUCUUCUGAUACCGAUACAACUACUCGCCGGCGUUACAGCAGCCGCUGUCGUGAGAAUUGUUUUACCCAUCGGGAACAUGGGAAGGGUGUACACAAGUCUCACUGCAGGCACCUCUGUUGCGCAAGGCUUGUUUCUGGAAAUGUUUCUCACUUCACUCCUGGUCAUUGUUGCCAUAAUAUUUGUGCCGAGAACAGGCGCGUUAAGCUUCAUGGCGCCCUUGGGAAUCGGACUUGCUCUCUUCGUUGGCAUAUUUGCUGGCCUGGGGUACACUGGCGCCUCUCUCAAUCCUGUGCGCUCAUUUGCGCCAUGCGCAGUCACAUCGGACUUUCCGCGCUCUCACUGGAUUUAUUGGGCAGGACCUUUCCUCGGGGCCUUGCUCGCUAGUGUCUAUUCCCAAUUUGCACGAAUCAUUCGCACCGGCAAGGUCCGCCCGAACAUAUCACAGGACAAUUUGGGGGAGAGGUACGCGCACGAGGAA
Molecule: messenger RNA, 768 nt
Organism: Pseudocercospora fijiensis CIRAD86
Lineage: Eukaryota; Fungi; Ascomycota; Dothideomycetes; Mycosphaerellales; Mycosphaerellaceae
Exons: 2
Biological process (GO): transmembrane transport
Cellular component (GO): plasma membrane
Molecular function (GO): water channel activity
Source: RefSeq, a predicted model, not a curated record